AUGUCCGCGUUGAAAGAAUCGUCCGACGUUCGCAGCAUCGCGGAGGAAGAUGUCGAACGUCUCACGACAGAACUCGCUUCAAAGACGGAUGCCCUGAAGGAAAGGGAUCUAGACGUGGUUCGCUUGGAAUCGGAUCUGAAAGCCGCGAGGAGAAAGUCGAAGCAGCCGCCACAGGAAGAGAGCGGCGGCGAGCUGCAGCAAAAGCUGCAUGAAGCCGUCCGCAAAUUGAAAGACCGAGAGAGAUCGCACGCCGACUUGGAAGAGGAGUUGGAAGAGAAAGAGGACAAAUUCAGCACGCUGAAGAAAGAGUCGACGCUCGCCAAGACCGCGAUGUCCAUGUAUGAAAAGCGGGUGGACGUCUUGGAAGAAAACCUGAAAACUGCUUGCAAGCGAUACGACGAGGAAGUGAAAAGCAGACGGAUUGUGGAGGCGGCCGCGAAAAAGGCUGACGAGCACGCGCAAUCCAUGGCCGACAAGAACGUCGAAUUGCAGCGAGAACUGUUAAGACGGCAACCCGAAGAGUCGUUGUACGAAAUGGAAGUGAACCUCGGAGAGAAAGAGGAGUUGCGGCGAGCGCAAUCCGAUCUGGAGGAGGAACGGAAGACGGUGAUGCGAUUGAAGAGUGCGAUCGAGGACCUGAAAAAGGACCAAACGCGUCAUUCGGAGGUUCUUCGAGAGAACAGGAACCUGAAGGAGGAGGUAGAAGCGAACGCCAGGAGGAUCGAAAAUAUCGACGACGAACUUCGCGCUUCAAAACGGACGCUCGGCGACAGAGACAGACUGAUUUCGGACAAAGAUCGAGCGACGUCCAACCCGAAGAAGGAAAUUGCCGAUCUCAGAGACGAACUUCGUGCCGAAAAGGACAAGGUGGCAACAGCCGUGAAGGAACGCAGCGACGACGACGCUCGAAGUUCGGUGACGCUCGAGAAGAUAAAAGACGAAUUGCGACUGGCGAACCGGGAAACGGCGGCUGCAAAGGACCUCCAACGACGGUCGGCGACGAAGCUGGAAGAGACUGAGAAGCAGGUGGAGAGUCUGAAGGAACGGUUGGAUGAAAAGGUCGCUCGACGGCCAACGCGAACAAGGAGAUCGCCUCUCUCAGAGACGAACUUCGUGCCGAAAGGGAAAAGGUGGCAACGGCUUCCAAGGAACGCAGCGACGGCGACGCCCGACGUUCGGCGAUUCUCGAAAAGAUAA
This is a messenger RNA of Anneissia japonica, 1197 nucleotides long. Its product is annotated as tropomyosin-like. The transcript has a single exon. The record is from RefSeq and is a predicted model, not a curated record. Lineage: Eukaryota; Metazoa; Echinodermata; Crinoidea; Comatulida; Comatulidae. The coding region runs from base 1 to 1197 and encodes 398 amino acids.